This is a messenger RNA of Symbiodinium sp. CCMP2592, 3939 nucleotides long. Lineage: Eukaryota; Dinophyceae; Suessiales; Symbiodiniaceae. The record is from the annotation of a GenBank genome assembly.
AUGCAGUUGGAUAAUGCUGACGAAGCUCCCCCUGAUGUAGUUCUACCGGACGUCCAGCCAAGAGAUGGUAUGAAGGAGAAGGUGGAGGCUUAUCUUGUAUGGUCAGACGAGAACUACUCCAUGUACCAGGAUGAUGUGCGGAAGCUUGUGAACAUGGCAAGGUUCCUGUGCGAAGUAUGGACAGCGAAGUGGUCGAGACGGGUGGCAGAAAUGAUCGCGUCGUAUAGGAAGCAGUGGGAUGAUGACUGCAGCACUAUCACCCCGCUUUCGAAGCUCUUCCUCGUAGAGUGGGACACGGCCUUGCCUCGCUCACAAGGAGUAUGCUUUAGUGACGUCUACCUCAACGCGAAGUGGCAGGUGUCCACGAAAAGUCCGGCAAAUGACUGUUACCUUCGCAUUGGCUAUCCGUACUUCUACGAGAAGACACUGCAAAAUCACCCAGGCAUCUCGAUUCAGGAGUUUCGCAAUGUACUCCGAACAUUCCUGGAGUCUGUCUAUUUUGACAACGAGCACGCUCUGCAGCUUAAGCUAUGCUUCAUGAAAGCAGCCUUUGCACAAGUCUGCACGUCCAGGAUUCUCUUCUUGGUGGGGAAAGGCGGCAGCGGCAAGGGAAUGGACGCCAUCCUGGAUAAGGCCUUGUUUGGCAGCGAAGCAAGCUCAACCUUGGACUGUGGAGUGUUUCUAGACCGUUCAGAAUUCCGGAAGUCUGCAGGGUUGUCCUGGAACAAGGCGAACAUUCGAAUCCAGGAGAUGGACGAAAAGUCACGCUUCAUAGCCGACAUAUGGAAGCGCUUCGUAGUCAAUGAAGAGCUCGACCUGCGAGUGAACUAUGGCUUUACAGUGAAGCGAACCUUCGGCGCUAGCAUGAAAGUGCAGGAACUCAACUAUGAGAACAUACCGACAAUUGAGGAAAGUGGCGAUCGUCGCCGUUCCUGUGAGCAAUUGAAGCGUCGCGUCGUGUGUGUUCGUCUGGGGAAAGCACUUUCACCACAGAUGAGAAAUGUGUUGAUCACACAAAGGGAAAACAGCAUGAAUGAGUGCUUGGCGAUGAUCCAGGACCUUGGUUCUGUCCACACCGACCUCGUUACCGAUACGGACUGGCUCGCUACAUGUCUUUCGGGCAAUGCCUGUUUGCCGCCCGGAUCCGGGGAUGUCAAGGUGGACGAAGCGAAUGACUUGGUGAAGAUAGCUCAUUCCAAUACACCAGCUAAGCGCCUUGUCAAGCAGUAUCUCAUCAUGAAGAUACAAGAUCUGCCGGGUGCCGCUUCAUCGAGUAAGGGCCGUCGCACAAAGAUGUCCACACUGGUUGAGGCCGUCGACUAUGCGUCCCUUAGACUCCUGCGGCAGCUGGACUCGGGUUGCUUCGAGAAGCUCUUGGUGGAUUGGAACUUGCUCACGCAAUGCAUGGAAAGGUACGGGGGGGCGACCGUAUUCGGCACGUUCAAUGAUUGGGGGUGUCCUUUCGAUCUUCUGCACAUUCAAGAGAAAUGGGUACUGAUCGCCGACAAGAUCUUCUCCGAGUAUAUAUUCAGCGCCAUGAACGUGAUGGCGACCGUGUCGAGUCCCGCAGGACAAAAAUUGACGCGGGAAGCCAGAGACGCAGCUUUUGGAUCAUUCUGUGCCGAAGUGGAUGUAGCUUGCUGCCAUCCACGUCUCUUGGUGGCAAGACUGCAGAAGUGCGGCUUCUGGGAUCCUCGCAAGUUUGUCAUGCUCAGUCUGUUCACGGAGAACUAUCGGGCCUGGCGGAAGUGCCUUGCGGACUACACUCAGGAGACCAUGGACUUCGGCAAGAAAGAAUUGAUCCGCGUCUUCUACGGCGGCCGACCCUCCGUGGAAGCACCGUUCCUUCUGAAACUCUGCGACGAGGUUCAGAGGGCUGCAGACUUACUUCUCGGUCACGGUUCUGCCAAGACGUGGUCGACGCUAUAUGCAGACAGACGAAACCCAGAAUUCAGCAGAUUGUCCGCUAUGCUGUCUUUCGAUGAGGCCGAGCUCUUGGAAAAAAUCAUUGCGCCGUUCGGAAAUCGCGUAAAUGUUCUCAUCUUCGAUGGAGCGUACAUUCGAUGUGAUGGCUUCUACCAUGAGCUUGAAAUUGCCAAGAUGUGUGAGACCGUUUCUGAUGAUUUGCACGAGGUGGAGAUCAAGUCCUGGCCGCGGAACUCAGUAAACAUGGGCUUCACUCGAUUACUAUUGCGCAAAGGUGCUGUACCCGAAUCCGGCGACCGUGCUCUUCUACAUGGAAACUGCUUGGUGCACGCCAUGCUUGCUUUGUUCGAUGACCUGGAUCCAUGUUUCUUCGACAAGCUCGUUGUAGAUGAAACUGGACUUUCAGCAGCAAGGCUCAAUGAUUACAUGCGUGACAAUGCAUCCGACGGCAUAGCCAGUGGCAUGACACUCGUAAGCAAGCAAACCAUGGAUGCACAAGAGUCUGGAAUGAGCAAGUGGAUGUGCUUGGAGUUGAUCGGAGACGAAGAAUAUCACUGGUGGGGCGUUCUCUUCCCAGAGACCGGUGGCGUUCUGAUUGCGGAUAGCCGCACAGGAGGCUGCAUGCUCUGGGCGUCCAUUCAGACUUUCAUGGAAGGUGUCGACACGGCGACAAAUCUAUAUUACUUCCAGGUGCUGCACAUUGACACAUCCACUGAGCUUCCCAACGGUGCCGAGUACCACUUGUCUGGAAAAGGACCAGCCAACGCAAGAUCGAAGGACGCCUCAGCCAGCAGAAAGCAGAUCACGACAUCUCUCACAGAAUGUUGUGAUUGUGGAGCUCCAUUGGCUCGUCGGGACGAGGUCACUGGUCGUCUUUACACGCUAGAAGGCCUUCAACCCGUGGUUACCACGUCGAAGAGAUGCUCGUCCAAGUCCUGUCGAACGACGCACCACUACAACUUCCGCACAGUGGAGGGUCACAAGUUCCACACCAUGCCGCUGGAGGACAUGGAGUAUGUCUUCGUUAACAGCAAGGCUGAGACUCUGUGGGACGAUGCGGACCAACAUCACAGAUGGGACCAGGAGUACUGUGCUGUACAACUGUACUACGCAGUACUACAGGAAGGUUCUGAGAUGUGGGCCGUAGAAGGCAAAGCUGCCUGCCAGAAGAAGCUGUGUAACAUCGACAUAGUGAACCCCCUGUCGAACGGCUUUCUGGAAACGUACAGGAAAUGGUGGCAUGACAACCAGCUCAACAAAAGAGAAUGGCGACUGGUGAAGGAGGUUGUUAUGGAUGGGCACCAGAAGGUGGCUGCCAAAUGCUCCGGGACGCCUCCAGCACAUGCAGGCAGACCACGGAAGGAUGGAAAGACUCCUCUUCGACAGAACGGCUGGUUUAUGGCAGUAGAUCCUUCGACCGGACUCGUCCUGUCCGUGUCUGCCAUGCAAGACCCGGAAAAUAAUGAGACAGCCACCAACGUGCUCCUCGACGUGGUCUCGCGAGGCUCCGAGAUCGAUUGCGUGAUAUACGAUAGAAUGUGCGCCUGCUUGAAGCAUGCUACGGCCCAAAAGCCACUAAAGCAAAUCAAGUACUGGUGCAUUGAUCGUUUCCACGCCAGGGCCCACUCUCCGAAGUGCGAAUGUUCGCCUCUGCAGCAUCGGCGCCUGGAUCUACGUCUUCGCAAUGUCAACUCGUCCAUUGCCGAGCAAACCUUCUCUUGGUUCCGCAACUACGCCUCUUCCUUCAACACCAAGGCCACGAACUCGCACAUGUUCUUUGUCUUGGUCUACGUCAAGAAGCAUAACCUUCUCAUGCGACGCAACUACAUGAAGCACUUGAACGCCUUCAGCGCGAAGGCCAAAAUCGCACGGGCUGCUCGCGUACUGCGAAAGCCCACUUCCCACAAGUAUGUCUGUCGUCGCCCCGCCUCGUCUACGUCGUCCUCUGCCAAGAAGAAUAAGUCCCGCUCCGUCAGGAAAAUCCAUCUGAAGUCCAAGGCCAUGAAGAAGUAG